Meloidogyne enterolobii is the source of this 623-nucleotide messenger RNA. The record is from the annotation of a GenBank genome assembly. NCBI's taxonomy places the organism in Eukaryota, Metazoa, Nematoda, Chromadorea, Rhabditida, Meloidogynidae.
AUGUCAAAAAUAGCUUGCCUUAAAUCUCAAAUAAAAAUUUUUUUUAUUUUUAAGGAAACUUUAUCUGUUGGAUUGUCUGAAGCAAAAAUAUUUUCAUAUUCAAAUGAGACUGGACUUGUUAUAAUUAAUAAAUCUGGACAUUUUUUUGUUGUAAAUUCUGUCACUACCCCAUUACUAUGGAGAAUUUUGAGUGAUUCAAGGAAUUUAGUAACUUGUUGGACAGUAAUUACAAGUUGUAUUAAACCAACACGUGUUUUGCUAUGUUCUAAAAAUAGUUUUUUAAUUGGAGAGCAGGAAACGUGUUCCUUUCAACCUUGCAAUUUUCCAUGGGCUAAAACAGAAGGACAAUACAUAAAAAUGGAAUUGGAUAAUGACCAAUGUCAAUUAUUACUUUUACAUGACUCAAAAAUCAUGCAGUUAAUUGAUGUUGAGGUUGAUGAUUUUCAAUGUCUUAAACAAAUUAAAUUGGAAUUUAAUGGAGAAAUUGGACAAAUAUUUUGGUUUAUUUUUAAAUUUUUAUUCUUUUUUACUUUUAGUUUUUUACAUUGCUAGAGAGAGUAGUGUUGACUUUUUAAACCUUUUAAUUAUUUACACAAAGUUUUGUACCUUAUACCAAUUUUCUC